AUGGCAAAGGAUGUGCGCAAUUCUGGACAGCAGCCUCUAGAACAUGGGCCUGCCCUCGAGCGCAACAGCAAUCUUGAGAAAUCCAAGCUGGCUUCGGAACAGCCAGCUCCCCAUCUCCCGAAUGGACUGAAGGUCACCAAGCACACCGAGGAACCUCUUCGCAAUGGCACAUUAGACGCAUCGGCUGGUGCAUCGCAAGCUCUAGGAAAUUCUACUGCAGAAGAUGAUUUGACUAGGAAGGUGUUGGGGGACAGUCUGCGAACAUUACCCCCAUGGAUACGCUCUCUUGAGUAUGCGCACGAUGACGCAGAAGCAUCCGCUUCAGCUCGACUACUCCCCCCGCAACCCGAUGACGCUUUGGUCGCUCAACACAAUCACUCUCCUUACACAGCCUCCCGGGCGAACUAUAGCUAUGUCGGUCGAAGACUAAGCUUCGACGAAGAAACUGGGGUAGAUCCACGUCGCGAAUCCCGAUGGAGGCCCUUCUCCAAGGCAAUCGCCUAUCCCCUCGAACCCGGACUCGAGGAAAAACAAGUUACGGCGGAAUGGUUGAAUGAGAAUCACGGCAACUACUUACAGCCAUGGCGAGGACGGCUGGAGCCAAGCGAAGAUACUGAGGAUCCGCUGAAAAUGAAGCGGCGCAGGGAGAUUUGGAUCAAGCGCUUCCACACCACUUUAUUGAAGAGUCCUAUGGUUCCCUUACUAUUCCGGCUGACAGUCUGGGUCUUCUCCCUCACUGCUCUUGCCCUGGGAGGAUCUAUUCAGCAUCUGUCAGACAGAUACGAUCAGCCCCAAGGCCCGUCCGCACUGAUGGCAAUCAUCGUGGACGCUGUCGCCUUGGUCUACCUAGUCUACAUCACGUGGGAUGAAUACACAGCCAAGCCCCUCGGGUUACGCUCGCCAUCAGCGAAGGCGCGGUUGAUUCUCCUGGACAUAUUCUUCAUAGUGUUCGACUCGGCCAAUCUGAGUAUCGCAUUCGAAUCCUUGUCUACGGUCAAAGGCGCCUGCACGAGCGCGGAGAUUAAUCAGGAGAUCUCCGAGAAGAACGAUGCGAUCUGCAAUCGGCAAAUAGCUCUUGCCAGUGUUCUGCUCAUUGCUCUAUUAGCUUGGCUUACCACAUUCGUUAUAAGUGUUCUCAGACUCGUAGAACGAGUUGCCCAAUGA
Messenger RNA from Aspergillus clavatus NRRL 1, 1164 nucleotides. RefSeq names its product phospholipase D regulator. The record is from RefSeq and is a predicted model, not a curated record. NCBI's taxonomy places the organism in Eukaryota, Fungi, Ascomycota, Eurotiomycetes, Eurotiales, Aspergillaceae. Gene Ontology annotation, cellular component: cell periphery; fungal-type vacuole. Bases 1 to 1164 code for a protein of 387 amino acids. Gene Ontology annotation, biological process: positive regulation of catalytic activity. The transcript has 3 exons.